This is a messenger RNA of Knipowitschia caucasica, 1293 nucleotides long. The record is from the annotation of a GenBank genome assembly. NCBI's taxonomy places the organism in Eukaryota, Metazoa, Chordata, Actinopteri, Gobiiformes, Gobiidae.
AUGAAGAAGGAAGAGGAAGGGGAAGAAGAAGGAAGAAGAAGAAAGAAAAGGGAAGAAGAGGAAAGAAGAAGAAGGAAGAGGAGAAGGAAGAAGAAGAAGGGGAAGAAAAAGAAGAAGAGGAAGAAGGGGAAGAAGGGGAAGAAGAGGAAAAAGGGGAAGAAGAGGAAGAAGAGGAAGAAGGGGAAGAAGAGGAAGAAGAGGAAGAAGGGGAAGAAGAGGAAGAAGGUGAAGAACAGGAAGAACAGGAAGAAGGGGAAGAAGAGGAAGAAGGGGACGAAGAGGAAAAAGGGGAAGAAGAGGAAGAAGAGGAAGAAGGGGAAGAAGAGGAAGAAGGGGAAGAACAGGAAGAAGAGGAAGAAGGGGAAGAAGAGGAAGAAGGGGAAGAAGGGGAAGAAGAGGAAGAAGAAGGAUGAAGAAGGAAGAGGAAGGAAGAAGAAAGAAAAGGGAAGAAGAGGAAAGACGAAGAAGGAAGAGGAGGAGGAAGAAGAAGAAGGGGAAGAAGGAGAAGAAGAGGAAGAAGGGGAAGAAGAGGAAAAGGGGAAGAAGAGGAAGAGGAAGAAGAGGAAGAAGGGGAAGAAGAGGAAAAAGGGGAAGAAGAGGAAGAAGAGCAAGAAGAGGAAAAAGGGGAAGAAGAGGAAGAAGAGGAAGAAGGGGAAGAAGAGGAAGAAAGGGAAGAAGAGGAAAAAGGGAAAGAAGAGGAAGAACAGGAAGAAGAGGAAGAAGGGGAAGAAGAGGAAGAAGAGGAAGAAGGGGAAGAAGAGGAAGAAGGAGAAGAACAGGAAGAUGAGGAAGAAGAGGAAGAAGGGGAAGAAGGGAAAGAAGAGGAAGAAGGGGAAGAAGAGGAAGAAGGAUGAAGAAGGAAGAGGAAGGAAGAAGAAAGAAAAGGGAAGAAGAGGAAAGACGAAGAAGGAAGAGGAGGAGGAAGAAGAAGAAGGGGAAGAAGGAGAAGAAGAGGAAGAAGGGGAAGAAGAGGAAAAGGGGAAGAAGAGGAAGAGGAAGAAGAGGAAGAAGGGGAAGAAGAGGAAAAAGGGGAAGAAGAGGAAGAAGAGCAAGAAGAGGAAAAAGGGGAAGAAGAGGAAGAAGAGGAAGAAGGGGAAGAAGAGGAAGAAAGGGAAGAAGAGGAAAAAGGGAAAGAAGAGGAAGAACAGGAAGAAGAGGAAGAAGGGGGAGAAGAGGAAGAAGAGGAAGAAGGGGAAGAAGAGGAAGAAGGAGAAGAACAGGAAGAUGAGGAAGAAGAGGAAGAAGGGGAAGAAGGGAAAGAAGAGGAAGAAGGGGAAGAAGAGGAAGAAGUAA